Molecule: messenger RNA, 3768 nt
Organism: Austrofundulus limnaeus
Lineage: Eukaryota; Metazoa; Chordata; Actinopteri; Cyprinodontiformes; Rivulidae
Gene: klc1a
Product: kinesin light chain 1a
Biological process (GO): microtubule-based movement
Cellular component (GO): kinesin complex; cytoplasm
Molecular function (GO): kinesin binding
Source: RefSeq, a predicted model, not a curated record
AAAUAAAUAAAUAAAUAAAUAAAUCAGAAUUGUGACUCCAAACCGCAGCUUCCCCUUUAACCCGGGAGGGGUGACAUCAGUCCUGUCUGUCCGGGAGGAGUGACUCCAUUUUCAGGCUCAGUCGCCGGGGGGACACGGGGGGCACGGAGCUGUCACUUCCAGGACCGAGCAGCGGGCAGAGAGGCUGCAGUUGUGUGUUUCUGACCCGGCCUUUCGUCGCCGCUGUUCGGCUGGUUUCACCAUGGAGGCAGCGGGGGGCAGGCGGCACCUGAACGGCUCCGACUAAAUCCUGGAUGAUCAUUGAAACCACAUUAUUCCUGCGUUAGUCACUGAAACCUGCAGCAGCCCGGUGGGAACCGUCAUCUUUGAAACCCCCCCUACAGUUCUGGUACCGGUCCGGCAGCAGGAACCAGAGGUCCACUUUCAGUUAGAAGGAACCAGGAUUUCCAUCUUGUAAACACCGAAGAGGAAGCGUCACAGUCCGGUUAAACUGGCAACGAAUGUCCGAGGGAACGGUGAUGAUGGCGCUGUCCAGCCACCUGAGCUCGGUGGAGUCCGAGAAGCAGAAGCUGCGGGCCCAGGUCCGCCGGCUCUGCCAGGAGAACCAGUGGCUGAGGGACGAGCUGGCCGGGACGCAGCAGAAGCUGCAGAAGAGCGAGCAGAGCGUGGCCCAGCUGGAGGAGGAGAAGAAGCACCUGGAGUUCAUGAACCAGCUGAAGAAGUACGACGAGGACCUGUCCCCCUCGGAGGACAAGGACAGUGAGUCCAGUAAAGAAACCCUGGAUGAUCUCUUCCCUGAUGACCAGGACGACCAGCCUCCAGGCAUGCAGCCAGCUCACGGCAGCGCCGCAGCAGCAGCAGCUCAGCAGGGGGGCUACGAGAUCCCGGCCCGCCUCAGGACCCUUCACAACCUGGUGAUCCAGUACGCCUCUCAGGGCCGGUACGAGGUGGCUGUGCCCCUCUGCAAACAGGCUCUGGAAGACCUGGAGAAGACCUCUGGACACGACCACCCAGACGUAGCCACCAUGCUGAACAUCCUGGCGCUUGUUUACAGGGACCAGAACAAAUACAAAGAGGCAGCUAACCUGCUGAACGAUGCUCUGGCCAUCAGGGAGAAGACCCUGGGCAAGGACCACCCAGCUGUCGCYGCCACCCUCAACAACCUGGCUGUUCUGUACGGGAAGAGAGGGAAGUACAAGGAGGCGGAGCCUCUGUGUAAGAGAGCACUGGAGAUCCGAGAAAAGGUGUUGGGUAAAGACCACCCAGACGUGGCCAAGCAGCUGAACAACCUGGCCCUGCUGUGUCAGAACCAGGGCAAGUACGAGGAGGUGGAGUACUACUACAUGAGGGCCCUGGAGAUCUACCAGACCAAGCUGGGUCCAGAUGACCCCAACGUGGCCAAGACCAAGAACAACCUGGCCUCCUGCUACCUGAAGCAGGGCAAGUUCAAACAGGCGGAGACUCUGUACAAAGAGAUCCUGACCCGCGCUCACGAGAGAGAGUUUGGUUCUGUUGAUGAUGAGAACAAACCGAUCUGGAUGCACGCCGAGGAGAGAGAGGAACAGAGCAAGGGGAAGCAGAAGGACGGCUCACCGUUUGGAGAAUAUGGAGGCUGGUACAAAGCCUGUAAAGUCGACAGCCCCACGGUCACCACCACCCUGAAGAACCUGGGCGCGCUCUACAAGCGUCAGGGAAAGUUCGAGGCGGCUGAGACUCUGGAGGAAGCUGCCCUGAGGUCCAGGAAGCAGGGCCUGGACAACGCGCACAAGCAGCGCGUGGUCGAGGUCCUGAACGAGCCCGAGGUCCGAGAGAAGCAGCGGAGCCGCGAGAGUCUGACCUCGGACACGGUGAAGUACGAGAGCGGGCCGGACGGCGGCGAGGAAGUGAGUAUGAGCGUGGAGUGGAACGGGCAUGAAGCGGGCCAGCUCUCUGGGUGUUCUUAACCUGCCGGAUCCACCUGCCAGAGACCAGAACCAAGAAAGAAAUUAUCGUCUGAGAAGAAGUCAGGAUCUGAGCUCCAGCCACCUGAACCUGGUGCCUUGAAGGAAGUGACCUUUGACCUUUGUUCACUGUAAAUAUCUGCUCCGUGUUGCUGCAGGGSUUUUCCUUCUGCAGAAACAAAUCAUGUUUACCUGAGUUUAAAAACAAAGUUUGACCUCGAGGCUGAAAAACCAGCUCAUAUUUCUGCUGAAUCAGCUGAAAGAUGAACUUUUUAAAUUUAAACUAAGCAACAUUUUCAGAUAAAUCUUUUAAUCACGACUCCACAAAAUACUGGCUUUCAGUUUAAUCUCAAAAACAAACUAAAUCAGGUCCAUUAGAAACAUUAUUUUUGGUGUUUUAAUCUACAAAAUAGAAUUUAAAAAAUAAAUAGUUCAGAAGAGCAGAAAAGUAAAUGAAACAUCUCAUCCUUCAGUUGUUUACAUUUUAACAAGUGUUUAAAACAAAUUAAAAUAAUUUUUUCAUCUCUGUCUGCUGCAGAUGUUUGUAAACAUCUGAUAGUUUUUAUUCCAGAUUAAACUCCAGUAAAACUGAACCAAAAGGUGAAAUUUGUAAAACGAACAGUUUAAACCAAACCGCUUUGUUUUUUCUGAAGGAGUUGGAACUUUUGACAGAUUCUGCAGGUUUUGGACUCAGAUCAGAAACAUUCGUCUGUUUAAUGUUUUAGUUUUASAAACUUGUUUUUAUUCUCUCCAGCUGCUUUAAAGUGAUGAAACGUUUGAUUUUAAAGGUUUUUAUUUUGAUAUUUGAAGUGAAAACUGAGGCACAUACCUGAAUAUUUCAUGAUGUAAAUAUGAACUCUUCAGAUAUAUUAUUAUACAAAAGUUCUUUAAACUGCAGCUUUGAACAUUUUUAUCUUUAUUUCCCACAGUUUUGAUGACAGAAAUGAUUAUUUAGUGAAAGCUGCAGCCUGAUCGUGUCUUAAUUUGUUCAUUUGGUAAAAAUAAGGUUUAAAGUUUGGAUCUAAAAUCACAGAUUUAUUUUUGCUUAAUUUAUUUAAUCGUUUCUUUUCUGAAUGUAAAUGUGAACAUUUGAAGGUUUAAUUUGUUUCGUGUUAAAGAUUAAAGUUCUGUUUUGUCAUAUUUAGGAUUAUUUUGCUGAUCUCAUGCUGGCGGGUUGAAGGGUGGAUUAUCUUCAUUCAAUUCUCAGGACGUAUUAAGAAAUAAUUUGUGCACAAAUCUUUGUGUUGGGACCAGAUGAAUUUAUUGAAACACAAAAUAUUCAGAUUAAACAUUAAAAAUGUAACUUUUGACCUGAAAAAAAGGUAAACUAAUUAUUUAGUGGUUUUAAAGUUUCAAAAGAAAAAGCAUUAAUAUUUGUUUCCAAAGAUGAAUGAUAAAUAAUUAAAAACAUGAAGUAUCCAUCCUCUGACUGUAUUUAUUCACUGAACAGCUUUAGAAAAGAUGCACUUAUUUAAUAUAAAAUAUUAUCUGUGUUCCUGGUUUAAACUGGCCUGUCAUCUUCGCUGCUUCGCCUCAUAAUCUCUAAUCUGGUCUGUGAACAGAUGGGAACUUUAAACGUUGGUUAACAGGAAAAACCUGAUAAUGUUGAAGGAAUGGGCACAAGUUUAUGUAAAUCUCACAAAAAUGUGUUUUUUAUUUUUUAAAUGCACUGUAAUUUAGGACAGACUUGCUUGAAAGUUGAUUUAUUUUUAUUUUUCUACCACUUCCUUAUUUAUGAGUGGAAAUGAUGCUYGUACUGCAAAGAGUUGUACAUCUGAACUUUAUUUGAAGAAUAAACUGGUGACAUUCUUGUUGCUUCCUGUCUAAA